CCGCCAGCCGCCUCCUGCCUACCGCCGGCCGCCGCGCCCUUCCCCGGCAGGCUGCCAACUCUAGCCGCCCUUCCUUCCAGUGGCUGCGCGCCUGCGCCCUCUGCUUCCGCGCCGGUGCCGGCCACCGCGCCCAGUCGCCACCCGCCAGCGGCCAGCGGCCAGCUGCAGCAGUCUCCUCGGCGGCCGGCGGUGUGCAGGCGUGCACCCUGGCCCAGGGGCCUGGAGACGUGCAGCAUAGAAGGCUAGCAGCUAGGGGCUGAGAAGCUGUACAUAGCCGAAGGAUCGUAUCUGCUUUCUGAAGAUGCAUCAAAGUGUGAUGAGGAUCAUAUAGUUGUGACUGACUUGCUUUUCUUCCAGAGAUUCUAAUAUCAAGAAUUUGUAAAGGUGGACUAAUGAGAGAAGUUUCAUGCCAUCCUGCAGAAAAGUUAUGUGCUUUUGACGGCAUCUAAACAUAUUUCAGACUAGCUGUCCCUUGCUGCGAGUCAUCAGAAAGCAGUGCAAAUUUGGUUGGCGAAGUUCUCCCUUUCAGUCAUAUUCUGCAUGCAUUAGUAGCUGUCUUCCAUGGAUGGGCAUUCCGUUUAACUACCCUGCCAUAAAUCAGAACAUGAAGUGUGAGUGUGGUAUGGUCUGAACAAUUCCCUAAAGGAUAAACGUCGUGGUAAGAUUGACAGGAGUUUGAUUGACAUGUUUGUGCUCCAUGAGCUUCUGCAACUAUGUGCAAAGAGGAGGUCCCUCCUGGUUGGGAAAAGCUGCCAUGGGCUAGCCAUUCAUUUUGGUCUGGUAACAGAUACUGUCACAUGCAAUAUUCUAAUCAACUUGUACACAAAAUGUGGUCGGAAUGAUUGCGCUCGUCAUGUUUUUGAUGCAAUGCUUGCCAGAAGCAUAGUCUCAUGGAAUACCAUGAUUGCUGGAUAUACUCAGAGUGGAGAGGAUGUACAAGCUUUGAAGCUUUUUCAAAGGAUGCACCGAGAAGGGAGGCAGCUGACUAAAUUUACUUUAUCCAGCACAAUCUGUGCAUGUGCUGCAAAAUAUGCUAUCAAUGAUUGCAAGCAAUUACACGCCAUUGCAAUCAAGCUUGCAUUGGACGUAAACAGCUUUGUUGGGACAGCAAUUCUAGAUGUUUAUGCAAAAUGUAACAUGAUUAAGGAUGCCUGCUGGGUUUUCGAGAAGAUGCCUGAUAAAACUUUAGUUACAUGGAGUUCAUUGUUUGCAGGAUAUGUGCAGAAUGGCCUUCACGAAGAAGCAUUAUGUUUAUUUCGGAAUGCGCAAAGGGAAGGAGUAAAAUUGAGUGAAUUCACUCUCUCUGCUAUCAUUAGCGCAUGUGCAAGCUUAGCAUUGAAAAUUGAAGGGACACAACUGCAUGCAGUUAUUGUGAAAUGUGGUUUUCAUGGGAACUUCUUUGUGGCAGCAUCUCUUGUGGAUGUGUAUGCAAGGUGUGGCCAGAUUGAAAAAUCUUACGCACUAUUUGCUUAUAUGGAACAGAAGAAUGUUGUCAUAUGGAAUGCAAUGAUUGCUGGUUUUUCGAGGCAUGCCCAUUCUUGGGAAGCUAUGAUUCUCUUUGAGAAAAUGCACCAGUUAGGUAUUUUUCCGAACGAAGUUACCUAUCUCUCCAUGUUGUCAGUGUGCAGUCAUGCAGGUUUAGUUGAAGAGGGUCGCCACUACUUUAACCUGCUAAUGUCUGAUCAGACUGUUGAACCUAAUGUCCUUCACUAUUCUUGCAUGGUUGAUGUUCUGGGUCGAUCUGGGAAGACUGAUGAGGCCUGGGAAUUGAUUCACAAAAUGCCAUUUGAACCAACUGCUUCUAUGUGGGGAUCUUUGCUAGGGUCAUGCAGGAACCACAACAAUAGUGGGUUAGCCAGAAUAGCUGCGGAACAGCUUUUCCAACUUGAGCCUGACAAUGGAGGGAACCAUGUUUUGCUCUCAAAUGUAUAUGCUGCCAGUGGGAACUGGGAGAAUGUUCUAAUGGCAAGGAAAUAUUUGAAGGAUAGUGGUGCAAAGAAAGAAAUUGGCAGGAGUUGGAUUGAAGCAAAGGGCAAAAUCCAUGUCUUUGUUGUUGGAGAGAGAAAGCACCCAGCAAUCACUGAUAUCUACAAUAAGUUGGAGGAAAUUUAUCACGAUAUGAGAAAAUUUGCUCACAUGACCAAAAUAGAAUGCGAUCUGCAUGAUGUUCAUGACGACCAAAAAGAGGAGCUGCUUAAACACCAUAGUGAGAAGUUAGCACUUGCUUUUGGGUUAAUCAGCUUGCCUCCUAAUAUACCAAUUAUAAUACACAAGAACCUUAGGAUAUGCGGGGACUGUCAUUCAUUCAUGAAGGUUGCAGCCCAUAUUACUGAACGUCUAUUCAUUGUCAGAGAUGUCAAUAGAUUUCACCAUUUUAAGGAUGGCUCAUGUUCUUGUGGGGACUUUUGGUGAUGUAGGGCUGAAUUGGAAGAUGGUAGUCAACUACCAGUGGCACUCUAUUCAUGUAGCAAAUUAUUGCCUGUCAGUAGUGGCACUACAACACUAAUGAUCUAUGUCAGGACUGAUCUUGGUAGCUUUGCCAUUCAAGUCAAUAAUGCCAUGCUGCUGGCUCCAUUGAAUCUAGUAUCAACACUAUCGUCUGAUAUGCGCAUAAGAAAUGGAAGCAGAUGCAAAUCCUUGGUUAACUGAAUAGACUGUCACCAAGAAAGCUGUAUCUUGUGGAUGACAAGCCACAUAAUUUUCUGUGGUUCAACAAAGAUAUACAUAGGAAGUCGAUGCAAGAUUUGUUCUUACAGAAAUAGACAUGGGAAGUGGAUUUCUUCUCAGCUCACUUGCUGAAUUCAGUGCGUGAAGAAGUCUGCUAUGCUACUUACUUGGUACUACCAGUGUAAUUACUGAGAAUUGUACCAGCUGAUGCACAUUGUGGUUCCAACUCCUUAUGAUCAAAUCUUUCUUGUCAUUCUUUCCACUCCAACAGUGAUGAGCCCUGGAAAGUGGCGCAUCUCGGUCUCAUUCCCCUAUGCACUACUGCUGACAUAUUCAAUUUCUAGAACAGUUCAUUCCCUAUACUGUAUUUAAAUAUAUUCCAUUUGAACAUAAUUUGUACUAGCAUUCGUGGCUUUAAGAAAUUGAGUAAAACCUAUCCUUGCAGGCUUCAAA
Triticum dicoccoides is the source of this 3120-nucleotide messenger RNA. Its product is annotated as pentatricopeptide repeat-containing protein At5g04780, mitochondrial-like. The transcript is spliced from 2 exons. Gene Ontology annotation, molecular function: zinc ion binding; RNA binding; protein binding. The record is from RefSeq and is a predicted model, not a curated record. Gene Ontology annotation, biological process: RNA modification. NCBI's taxonomy places the organism in Eukaryota, Viridiplantae, Streptophyta, Magnoliopsida, Poales, Poaceae. The coding region runs from base 685 to 2412 and encodes 575 amino acids.